Molecule: messenger RNA, 1131 nt
Organism: Cadophora gregata
Lineage: Eukaryota; Fungi; Ascomycota; Leotiomycetes; Helotiales; Ploettnerulaceae
Exons: 1
Coding region: 1-1131 (376 amino acids)
Biological process (GO): carbohydrate metabolic process
Source: RefSeq, a predicted model, not a curated record
AUGCCUACCACCUUCUCAGACAUCACAUCUGCUUCUGUUCACGAUGCUAUCGCUCUACUCACCGAUAACUUGGUGAACAUUAAAGACACCACUGGAGAGUUUCUCAUGACCCUCCCCGACGGCCGCAUAAUCGACACCAAGGGCUGGAAUGACUGGGAGUGGACACAUGGAGUUGGUCUUUACGGCCUCUACAAAUACCAGAACUUGACCUCCUCACCAUCUACCCUCAAGAUAAUACAAGACUGGUUCGCAAACCGCUUCGCAGCGGGUGGCACAACUAAGAACAUCAACACCAUGGCCGCGUUUUUGACACUCGCGUAUCUGUAUGAGGAGACAGGCGAGAAGACAUAUUUGCCUUGGUUGGAUGCAUGGGCAGAAUGGGCCAUGUACGAUCUCGAGAGGACAGAAUAUGGAGGCAUGCAGCAUAUCACUUACCUCACACCAAAUACCCAACAACUCUGGGACGACACUCUCAUGAUGACGGUCCUCCCACUUGCCAAAAUCGGGAAAGUGCUCAACAGACCACACUAUGUUGAAGAAGCGAAACGACAAUUCCUCAUCCACAUCAAGUAUCUUUUUGAUCCUACCUCAGGACUGUGGUUCCAUGGCUGGCAAUUUGAUGAGAGUGCCGAGGGAGGGGUUGGUCACAACUUUGCCCGUGCAAGGUGGGCGAGAGGGAACUCUUGGAUCACAAUUGUCAUCCCAGAAUUUAUCGAGCUUUUAGAUCUUGCUCCUACCGAUCCACUACGAAUCCAUCUCAUCGACACAUUAGAAGCACAAUGCCGUGCCCUGAAGAGAUACCAAGACAAGUCGGGACUCUGGCGGACACUACUCGACCAUUCCGAUGAAGGAUCAUAUCUCGAGUCUUCUGCCACCGCUGGCUUUGCGUACGGCAUCCUGAAGGCAGUACGGAAGAAAUAUAUCAGUGCGGAAUAUGAGGAGGUUGCUGUGCGGGCUGUGAAGGCAGUCAUGGCUAAGGUCAGUGAGCAGGGGGAGUUGAUGGAUGUAAGUUUUGGAACAGGAAUGGGCGAGACACACCAGUUUUACAAAGAUAUCAAGAAAACAAGUAUGCCUUACGGACAAGCGAUGGCAAUCAUGUGCUUGGGAGAGUUUUUAAGGAAGUUUUUGUAG